Messenger RNA from Labeo rohita (rohu), 2147 nucleotides. RefSeq names its product palmitoyl-protein thioesterase 2b (gene ppt2b). The transcript is spliced from 8 exons. The coding region runs from base 194 to 1060 and encodes 288 amino acids. NCBI's taxonomy places the organism in Eukaryota, Metazoa, Chordata, Actinopteri, Cypriniformes, Cyprinidae. Gene Ontology annotation, molecular function: thiolester hydrolase activity. The record is from RefSeq and is a predicted model, not a curated record. Gene Ontology annotation, cellular component: lysosome.
UUGAUCUACUGACCGGAAGCCGCACAAACAGAUUCAUACAAGCCUAAAUAUGACCAACGGACCCGAGCUGUGUUUACAGUAACGCAAAUACAGGCGCUUGCUAUGGAUUACUUCUGAAUUUAUUGCUUUGAUUUUAUUGUUUUUAGACGUUUAUUUAUAUAAGACUUUUUUUUAAGUCAUUUUUGUUGUUGUUAUGAUGAAGGCCGUGUCCGUGUGGCCGUUGUUUGCUGUGUGUGUGUUUUGUGUGUGUGUCGCGUAUAAACCGGUGAUCAUCAUUCACGGGCUCUUCGACAGUCCUGCUGAUUUUAUCAACCUUCACCGAUUCAUCAACCUGUCUCACCCGGGCACUAAUGUGACUGUCCUAGACCUGUUUGACCGCAGCGCCAGCUUGCAGCCGCUCUGGAAGCAGGUGGAGGGCUUUACAGAAGCCAUAUAUCCCAUCAUGCAGAACGCAGUCGAUGGCGUCCACCUCAUCUGCUACUCACAAGGUGGCCUGGUGUGUCGAGGAAUCCUGUCCACUCUUUCAGACCAUAAUGUGCACUCUUUCAUAUCUCUGUCUUCUCCGCAGGCAGGACAGUAUGGAGACACAGACUAUCUGAAGUACCUGUUCCCUCAGUUUGUCAAAUCCAACCUGUAUCACGUAUGCUAUACUGCAGUGGGCCAGAAAAUAUCAAUCUGCAACUACUGGAACGACCCUCAUCACAGAGACAUGUACAUCAACAGCAGUGACUAUCUGGCCUUACUGAACAAUGAAAGAGCAAAUCCCAAUUCCACUGCUUGGAAACAAAACUUCCUGCGCGUCAAGAAGCUGGUGCUGAUCGGUGGCGCUGAUGAUGGGGUCAUCACACCGUGGCAGUCAAGUCAGUUUGGUUUCUACGAUGAGAAUGAGACGGUCGUUGAGAUGAAAAACCAGAAAGUGUUUCUGAUGGACUUGUUUGGGCUGAAGACGCUGUACGCGCGAGGAGAUCUGAUUCUGUGUUCGAUGGCAGGUGUUGCACACAUCUUCUGGCACUCCAAUGAAACCGUUUAUAAGACCUGCAUUGAACAAUGGCUCACGUAGACACUGACGAAGGGCCACACUUGACUACAGAUCUUUCUCUGUUUUCUAUUCAUUGAUAGAAUCUUGCACAUUUCGUUACAGUAUACUAAUGCGUUGCAUCAGAACAUACAUUUUUGUUACUGCGUCCUCUACGACAGAGACACACACAUAGAAAGGUGAACACUAAAUAUAAAGAACAACCAUCAGUGCCUGAGGGAUACAUUUCUCAUUUUGCAGAAGGGUUUGGAUCCUAACCACUAGUUUUCAAUGUGUGUGUGUAUUAUUUUUUGUCACAUGUUUGAUGUGGACUGUGCUGCUGCAGUAACAUUCAUGCCUUACAUUUGAUCAUUUGAAAAAAAUCCAAGUGCUGCGUCGGACCGCACAUAGUAGCAGUGCAAUGAGAAAGGAGAGAAUGAGGGCGAAAGGGGAAAAAGGGAUAGUUUGAAAGAAAGAGGAAAGGGAAUCCAUUUGUUGUAUAUAAGAUUACCUCUCACUGCACAUCCUUCAAACCUCAGGCCAACGUCGCAUGUUCGGCCUCAUAGGGAUUUGAGUCUGAACGGCUCUUUCAUAUUAAACACUUGUGUUAGGGUAUUUUUACUGUUGUUUUAUGCUUCUAGAAACCUGGUGUUUUAUCAUCGUGCUCUAACAAGGUGUUCAGUUCACAUAGUGUUAAUGUUCACGUUUUUAAAAUGAUUCAUAGAAGGGAUUCAUAAAAGCACAAUUUGAAAGGAUGCCUUUAGAUGAAAGGAACUCGUUUCCCCUCUCUGAGGUGAAGCUAUGCUAUACAGACGAGUACUGUACGAAACAUAUUUUGCCAUAUUUAUUGAUAUCAUAGCAGUGUUAUGUGUUUUGUUUGAUGUUUUAGCUUGCUUUAACUGUUUUUAAUGAAAUGCUUGACAUUGGAGGAUUAAUGGAUAGUUUAACAUACCGUAUAAAUAUUGUGUCUGAAGUCAAAAAAUCCUUCAAUAUCGAAGUACACUUUUCAGCUAAAACUGGCUUUGUUCGAUAUUUCAAUACCAUGAAAAGAUGCACAUUUUGUAAAUGACUUGAGCUGCAUUACUGUUUUUACCUGAGCCAGGUUUCAGAAUAAAAUUUCCAUUUUAUGUUA